This is a messenger RNA of Aspergillus alliaceus, 1111 nucleotides long. Its product is annotated as ADP-ribosylation factor-like protein 2. Gene Ontology annotation, biological process: protein folding. Gene Ontology annotation, molecular function: GTPase activity; GTP binding. Gene Ontology annotation, cellular component: cytoplasm; microtubule cytoskeleton. The transcript has 6 exons. The coding region runs from base 40 to 585 and encodes 181 amino acids. The record is from RefSeq and is a predicted model, not a curated record. NCBI's taxonomy places the organism in Eukaryota, Fungi, Ascomycota, Eurotiomycetes, Eurotiales, Aspergillaceae.
UCUCAGCUGACCCAAGGUCUGUCGCACGCCAACAUCAAAAUGUUGUCUAUUCUGAGAAAAGCCAGACUAAAAGAUAAAGAGAUGCGAAUCUUGAUGCUUGGCCUUGAUAAUGCCGGAAAGACUACGAUCGUCAAGCAGAUUAUGAAUGAGGAUGUCACCACCGUCAGUCCCACGCUAGGUUUCAUCAUCAGAACAAUUGAUUUUCAGGGAUACAAACUCAAUAUUUGGGAUGUGGGAGGGCAAAAGACACUACGGUCAUACUGGAAAAACUACUUUGAGAAGACAGAUACUUUAGUCUGGGUAGUAGAUGCAACAGAUCGUCUAAGAGUUGGUGAUUGUCGGGAUGAACUGGCAGGCCUUCUUCUUGAAGAGCGACUGACGGGCGCCAGCCUUUUAAUAUUCCUAAACAAAACUGACGUUGAAGGAUGCAUGACAGAGGAAGAAGUACACAGACAACUGGACCUAGAUUCGAUCAAGACCCAUAAGUGGAAGAUAUUACCCUGCAGUGCCAUGACAGGAAGAAAUCUUCAUGCGGGUCUAGAAUGGGUGGUACAAGAUGCGAAAGACAGACUGUUUCUUUACUAAAUCGAGCCGAUGAUGGCUGUUAUAUACCUAGUAAAUGAUGGAUGCUAGUGCUAGUGUCUUAUUCACGUCUUUUCCUUCCCCUUCGUCUGUCAUCAUGCAAUAUUGCAUUCUAAAAAUCUUUUGUCCACUUGCAGCUAGCUGAGUUUCCUAGUAUUCCACACUAAAUUUAAUUCUUUGGGGCUUCUUUUUUGCUUUUUUGCACGACAAGGGUAGAGGACAAGGGGUUUGUUUAGGUAUGCUCAGAUGGUACGAUCUGAUCUUAGUCUAACAAUGAGCUGAGAGAAGGAAUUGUUCAGAAUCUUAAAGCGACAAGAGAGGCAAUGGUGUGAUGGAUUUCAGAUUUUCGGGUUGGUGUCCUUGGUGUCCCACCAGAACGGGGAGUAUCUAGGACGACGAAACCUCAUCAUCAGGCGCGAUGUCUCACUGCUCACUGUCAUUCUUUCCACCUGUCAAUUCAAGGUCCGUGGGUCAGAAGGAGACCAGAAGCGUCAUGUGUCUUAAAACCAUCCGUGGAUCUACUGCCAAG